Molecule: messenger RNA, 852 nt
Organism: Penicillium lagena
Lineage: Eukaryota; Fungi; Ascomycota; Eurotiomycetes; Eurotiales; Aspergillaceae
Product: basic helix-loop-helix domain-containing protein
Exons: 2
Coding region: 1-852 (283 amino acids)
Molecular function (GO): protein dimerization activity
Source: RefSeq, a predicted model, not a curated record
AUGGAUUUCUCUCGACCAAGUUCUCUCUCCAGUCUCUCGCAGGAAGAUGAGAAAUUUCUCACCAGCCAACCGAUGAGUCCUCAGACUCGACCAGUUGACUUCUUCCCUGUGACCAAAGAACUUUUUGAUCCUCUUUCCGACAACUGGACAUACGACAACGCAACCGAUCUUUUGGCCUUGAAUUCCACGGCCACUGAUCCACUUUCUUUUGACGUGUUUAACAAGUUGGUCGACAAAGAGUCAAAGGGUUUCUUUAUGGACCCUUUUGCCAUUCCGGUUGGGAUAAAUGGGUGCACAUUGCCCGUGGCGGAGGAUAGCGCUUCGGAGUUUGAUAGUGACGAUCAAACAUGGUCUUUCAAGCACCCGUCCUUCGACUCAACCACAUCUGAGUCUGAGCCAUCCGUCGCCCAAGUGAUGAAGACAGUUCCUCCCCAAUACAAUGCUCAUCCACAAAGUCGGGCCUCCUCUUCAGACUCAACGAACCAGAGUACACCAAAUCACAAAUCUCGCAGUCCAUCGGAGAAUCCUUCUAAUCGCCUGUCUACCGGCAAUCAGGAUCCGCAGACACGCAAUGCCGCCAAGCGCGCCGCCCACAACAUCAUCGAGAAACGUUACCGCUCAAACAUGAAUGCAAAAUUCAUUUCGCUGGAGAAAUCCAUCUCCCCCGCAAGUAUUCUGAAGCAUGGCCCCAAGGGUGGGGCGAGUUCUUUGAAGAAAUCCGAGAUUCUCACAAAUGCCCUCGCCUAUAUCGAGAACAUGCAGCAAGAAAACCAGGCUGUGCGCAAGGAAUUGGGCUUGCUGAAACAGAAUCUCCUGCCGGGAAGGCAGUGGCAGAAUUCCAAUCCGUUUUGA